UCAUCUAGAAAUGUUGCCAACACUGCUUUGCGCAGUGCUAAAAGAGAUUAUUAUGCAAACAAAUUCACAAAUAAUAAACAGAAUCCUAAAUAUGCUUCGAGAACAAUAAACGAUAUAUUAGGUCGAAACAGAAAACAGACUACGAUUAAUGAAAUUAAACUUCCAGGUAAAACUGUUACAUCGACCGACGAAUUAGUCGACAUUUUUAAUGAUCAUUUUAGUAAUAUUGGCCCAAAGCUUGCUGAGUCUAUUCUAAAUGACAAUGACGUUAGUUUUCGAGAUUUUAUUACUCAACAAAAAUCUAAGACAAAGAACAGUUUCUCAUUUCGACCA
Paramuricea clavata is the source of this 333-nucleotide messenger RNA. The record is from the annotation of a GenBank genome assembly. Lineage: Eukaryota; Metazoa; Cnidaria; Anthozoa; Malacalcyonacea; Plexauridae.